GAUGACGAUGAUGACGAUGACGAUGAUGACUUUGACAUUGGCCACCCGAGCCAAAGUUCCUAUGACAGUGAAAUGGAGCAAGAAUUGACUGAGACAGACACAAAGAAUGCAGACCUCCUUGAUGAAGAAAGUAGCAAUGCUUGCCAGUCACUUGCUCCUAGGGAUCCUCUCAGGAAGCCUCCUGCUGCUGGCCACCAUGACUGUGAGGGGGGCUGCGCUGGCCCCAGAUCCAGCAUCACCCACCACCGCAGCAGCUUCGCCCAGUGUCUCUGUGACCCCCGAGGGUAGCCCCAUGGCCAUGGAGCAGCCUGUGUUCCUGAUGACCACUGCAGCCCAGGCCGUCUCUGGCUUUUUUGUGUGGACAGCCCUGCUCAUCACCUGCCACCAGAUCUAUAUGCACCUGCGCUGCUACAGCUGCCCCAACGAGCAGCGCUACAUCGUGCGCAUCCUCUUCAUCGUGCCCAUCUAUGCCUUUGACUCCUGGCUCAGCCUCCUUUUCUUCACCAACGACCAGUACUAUGUGUACUUUGGCACUGUCCGCGACUGCUACGAGGCAUUGGUCAUCUACAAUUUCCUGAGCCUGUGUUAUGAGUACCUCGGGGGAGAAAGUGCCAUCAUGUCAGAGAUCAGAGGGAAGCCCAUUGAGUCCAGCUGCAUGUAUGGGACAUGCUGCCUCUGGGGAAAGACUUAUUCCAUUGGAUUUCUGCGGUUCUGCAAGCAGGCCACCCUGCAGUUCUGCGUGGUGAAGCCACUCAUGGCUGUCAGCACCGUGGUCCUUCAAGCCUUUGGCAAGUACCGGGACGGGGACUUCGAUGUCACCAGUGGCUACCUUUACGUGACAAUCAUCUACAACAUCUCAGUCAGCCUGGCCCUGUACGCCCUCUUCCUCUUCUACUUUGCUACCCGGGAGCUGCUCAGCCCCUACAGUCCCGUCCUCAAGUUCUUCAUGGUCAAGUCGGUCAUCUUUCUCUCCUUCUGGCAAGGCAUGCUGCUGGCCAUCCUGGAGAAGUGCGGGGCCAUCCCCAAGAUCCACUCGGCCCGCGUGUCAGUGGGCGAAGGCACUGUGGCUGCCGGCUAUCAGGACUUCAUCAUCUGUGUGGAGAUGUUCUUCGCAGCCCUGGCCCUGCGGCAUGCCUUCACCUACAAAGUCUAUGUGGACAAGAGGCUGGAUGCCCAAGUGCCAACAUACGGCCCUUACGGCCGCUGCGCCCCUAUGAAGAGCAUCUCCAGCAGCCUCAAGGAGACCAUGAACCCUCACGACAUUGUGCAGGACGCCAUCCACAACUUCUCACCCGCCUACCAGCAGUACACGCAGCAGUCCACCCUGGAGCCCGGGCCCACCUGGCGGGGUGGCGCCCACAGCCUCUCACGCUCCCACAGCCUCAGUGGCACUCGAGACACUGAGAAGACACUCCUGCUCAGCUCUGAUGACGAGUUUUAGUUGUGGGUGCCUUGGCUGGUGCCCUCUUCCAGCCUCCCAUCCCGGCCAGGAGGCAGCUGGCACAGCUUUGCCAGUGCCCUUUAUUUAUUGGACCAGAAACACAUAUCCUCCCGGAGGAAUAGCCCAGCCCUGUCUGCCGGGGACAGCCCAGGCUCACUCACGAGCCUUCAGGAAUGGUCAGCCCUGCACUGCACAGGCCAGGGCAGAGGAGUUUGAGAGCAGCUCCCGUGCCCCUGCUGCCUGGCCUGUGGAGAGGCACAGCCCAUGGGGACCGGCCCUGUCAGGACCAGCCCUGUGCAGGCCCCUGGUGUGGACCAGCAGCCGCUGCAGCCUUCGAGGCCCCUCCCCCAUCAGGUCCGCCCACCCAUCCUGUGCAAUAUCCUGACCUGGGCUCUUCCCUGCCCUGUCCCUCCCUGCCCACUCUAAUCGGAUGCUAGAGCCUAGACCCACCUCACCCCAGGCUGGCAGGAGGAGGGAAUGUGGAUGCCCUGGAUGUCCCCCCUCUUAGGCCAAGGCCCACCUGGCAUGCUGCAAGAAUUAGAGCCAGACACCAGGAGCCACAGGCACUCACUGGAAAGGGGCUCCUGUGCCUCUGGCCCCUCUCCUGGUGAAGCAGGGGGCUCUUGGCCCUGGCAGUCCUCGUUCACUAUGGUCACCUCCUGCCCCUUCCUGGCCUGCUAAGGACAGCUGCUCUGCCCUACUUGGUUCUCACUCUGAAUGGGUUGGGGGUAGAGCCCUUGCUUCCUAGCUGCCCCAGGGGUCAGGGACUUCCUUCUCCUUCCAGGUCUCCCAUGCCCUUCAAGGGUUAGGUCUGAGCCUCCACAUUUCAGACCAGCAGCUGGGGAGAACAGGAGGGAUGGCCAUAUAUCAGGGGUCUGGGAGGAAUGGUCCCAGACUCCUCUCCCAGCCCCCUGUCCACACGGCCUGCUGUUCUGCCUUGUCUGGUCCCCUGCCCAUCUCUUCUGUGCCUUAGUCACAUACAAAAGUCCCUCCCAGUCCCCCAUCUGUCCAGAUGCCCCCAGGGGCUCCUUGGCAAGUUGCUGGCACUUAGGAUCCUACAGUGUUGGCCAAGGCACCCGUGGAUGGGCUGCAGUGGUGGUCAGGGCUGCCGGUUCCCUCUCCUCGACUGCCUCAUGCCCGUGUUCCCAGGGCUGGAGGCCCAGACAGGCCAGGCUUCUGCCAGCCACCAUCUUGGGAAGAACCUUGGGAGAUAGCAUGUUCAUGCAGGCCUCGAGUCCUGGCCUUGGAGACCCAGGGAGCACUUGGGCUUGGGCUGCAGAAGUUGAUGGGGGAUGGAAGAAGGAUCCUUACCUUGUGGCAAACUCUUUUGGUCACCCCUGGAAUGAACAGGCCCCCUCCCUGGAGUCUGGGAGGAGUUUUUGGUGGGGCACCUGCCUACCACCUCCCUUCCUGGCCUCACCCUCCCCUCAGGCUCGGGGCUGAGAGUGGGGUGGGGUGGGGGAGUUCUCCCACCCAUCUGGGAGGGCCUGGCCAUAUGAUCCCAGGCCACCCUGGAAGGCAGCUGGCAGGUGCAAGCUGUUCCAGGAGCAGCUCUGCCUCCCCCACAUUGGCUUUCACAGAUUUGUUUAUCUGACACAUCUUCCUUCUCCUUCCAGGCCAAAGCGUGUUGCUGAUUCCUGCCCCUCUUGGUCUUUGCCCAUCCUGGAUUGUGCCCACUAGCGUGGGUAGAUGGGACUGGGGGAUCUUGGUGGCAGGAAACAAGCGGUCCAUGUGGACAUGGGGAUGGGUCCCAGGCCCGACUGCUCCAUCCCCUUUCCUAGGAUACAUAGCCUACCUUUUUUUUUUUUUUUCCAGAUAGAGUAGUUCUUUGUACAUAAAUACUUGAAAUAUUAAUUGUAUGAUGUAUGAGAAGACAGAGUCCCUUAGUUUUGUAUCUCAUUGUAUGACUGCCAUGAGUUCCACCAGAAAGCCACUCUAUUUUGGUCUCUGACAUUUUAAAUGCGUGACAGAAGUGAGCAAAUAAAGUGAGG
This is a messenger RNA of Fukomys damarensis (Damara mole-rat), 3432 nucleotides long. RefSeq names its product transmembrane protein 184B (gene Tmem184b). Gene Ontology annotation, biological process: transport. Gene Ontology annotation, molecular function: transporter activity. The record is from RefSeq and is a predicted model, not a curated record. Bases 107 to 1441 code for a protein of 444 amino acids. The transcript has 10 exons. NCBI's taxonomy places the organism in Eukaryota, Metazoa, Chordata, Mammalia, Rodentia, Bathyergidae.